Messenger RNA from Effrenium voratum, 342 nucleotides. NCBI's taxonomy places the organism in Eukaryota, Dinophyceae, Suessiales, Symbiodiniaceae. The record is from the annotation of a GenBank genome assembly.
AUGCUUGAGGCGCUGCUGCGGGCGCAGCGGGCGCUGCGGGCCUUCGCGGCCGCGGUGACCCGCGAGGCCUUCCUCCUGGCCCUGGAGGCCGGGCAUACACCGAUGCCGAGCCGCGGCCAAGUGCUGGAGGCCGCCAAGCCGCUGGAGGCUGCUUUCCCAGUGUGCUGGCUGCGUUGGGCCCCGCGCCGCCUGGCAGAAGCAGCAGAUCUAGGCCAGCGAGGCGUGCCAGCGUCUGAGGCGCCAAAGCUGCGGCCGCCGACGCUGAAGCCCCUCGCGAACGGAGAUCCGAAGCCGGCAAGGCGCCGCAUGCCAACCAAGCAGGCCUUGAAGCUGAAGCCUUGA